Molecule: messenger RNA, 2252 nt
Organism: Pseudophryne corroboree (corroboree frog)
Lineage: Eukaryota; Metazoa; Chordata; Amphibia; Anura; Myobatrachidae
Exons: 2
Coding region: 798-1520 (240 amino acids)
Source: RefSeq, a predicted model, not a curated record
UCUUAAAGUGUCCAUGUCUCAUGCGGAGACCUUCUAUCCCCAUGGUCCUUACGGUGUCCCCAGCAUCCACUACGGACUACGAGAAAUAGAUUUACCGGUAAGUAAAAUCUUAUUUGUUUAGAGCCAUUCCAUAUCUAGUACCAAUUAACCUACUCAAUAAGUUUUAUUCAGUCAUAUCUACUUUUAUAGGGAAAAGUAAAAGACCCCGGAUGGCUAGAGCUAGUUUACACAGAUCCAAGCGUAGCAGUGGCCUUGCCUUCUCUAAUCUUGAGCUGAAUCAACACUCUUGUUUACUUGAUCAGUUGAAAGAGUGGCUCGUGCCUGGACUUGCGAAACAUGGGUUGAUAGUGAAAGACAUGUGCCAGGGUUUCCCUUUGUGUGACUUGAUAUGGAUCAAGGCAGCCAAUAGACCACCCUCUUGUUACAUAUUUCAAAAUGAUCUUAAACGCUAAAAGUAUGUGAAAAAUUACUUUCCUCUUUGGGUGAUUUCUCCCUUUCUUCCUCGAGCUUGUCGGUUUUGGCAGUAUCGAAAUUAAUGCCUGACCUUUCCCUACUAAUACCCCUUUUACACUCGCAGAAAAAUCCCGGGAUAUUGCACGUGAACGCGCAUCAUCCCGGGAUUCUUCUCAGUGUAAAUGGGUACAGGGACAAUUUCCCGGGACGAGCAUCCCGGGAUUUCAUCCCAGGUCAAAAGCAGGGUUGAACCCGGGACCGUCCCGGGAAGCUGGGUAGUGUGAAAGGGCCCGUCCCGGGAUUCACUACCCGGGACUGUUAAAAGGCCUCCGAUUGGAGCUUUCAUGGGCUCAGAAAAGAUGAUGUCAUCUUUCAGAGCCCUGGGGAGCGUCCUUGAUGCGUGUGAGGAAGGCAGCAUGGCGACCUGGACAGACCAGGAGGUGAGAGAGUUGCUGAGCAUUAGGGGAGAGGAGGAAAUUAUGAGGCAGAUCACAGGCACAGUCAAAGAUGCAGUCAUUUAUAAAAACAUCUCCAAGAUGCUGCAAGCCAGGGGAAUCAUCCGCACACAGCAGCAAGUGUUAAACAAAAUGAAAACUCUUAAAAAGCAUUUCCUUAAGGUGCAUGACAACAACAGGAAAAAGAGCGGUGUUGGCCGUAUCGACUGGCAGUACUAUGACAUGUGCGCCAAUAUCUUUGGAAACACAGCUAUAUGCAGUCCGGUGAGUCUGUCUUCCAGUUCACAGUACACUGCUACAGAAGGCACUCCAGAAGAGACACAGACAAGCAGUGACGUCUGUCCAUCAUCACCGUUGUUAAUUGACGACACACCUGAGGACAGCGACACAUCCUCCCAGCCGUCCAUAAACACAUCCAGAAACGACGACAGCAUAACUGCAACCAUUGAAGACGUCGUGGAUGCUCAGACCAGUGACAGUGGGACUGUACAAAGUGCCGUCACCCCAACUUUACAGAAAAACAUUUACACCGUACCGCCUAGAAGGAAGAAAUUGAACAGAGCGGAGCAAGUGGCUAAAGCCAUGUCAAAUGUCCUUGUCGACCAACUCUGAGAGAUGGACGCUACAAUGUCCGCACAGGAGGAUGCAAGGCUCGACAGGUUUCUAGAGGCAGAACGCCAAAUGCAUGAUGCAUUCCUUUCCCAAGUCAUGACAAUGCAGGAACGCAUGAGUAGAGAGCAGUAUGACCGCCACAGGGAAUUGCACCAAAUGAACAUGGCGUUCUAUGAGCGUAUGACCAAUACCUCAAGAGCACCAAACCAACACCACAACUCACAAUACCCCCCUGAGCAGGGUUUUUCAUCAUUUAAUCCUGGUCCAUACUAUGCCCCAAAUACUGCACCAUCUAGUGCGCCAAGCCCAGAGUUUACUGUAUUGCGCAAUUUGCCGUGAAACACAGUGAAUUGCUUUUUUUGGUUGUUAUUUGUUGUUAAAUAACCACAGUGUGGUCAUUGUUUAUGCACAACUGUUUGUGCCUUCUUUCAUUUUUUUCUAUGUUCUGUUUUGUAUAGUGUCUACAUUAAAGCACUUUUUAUUUAUUUUUUACACAGUGAUAAUAUACUGCAGGGACACUGUGGUUUAUGGUGUUGUAUCUACAAACCUACCAGUGUUUUUUUUUUUUUUAUGCCAAUAAAAACUUGUUUGCAAAUCUAGGCAUAACAUUCCCAUUUGUGCGUAACAGUAGACUAUGUUUACAGUGUUUUCUACAUUGUUUAUGCAUAUAUACACAGUUGCUGGCAAUGUGUUUUUUUUGGAAAAACAUAAAUAUUGAAACCAAAGAUCAAA